UCGUGUAGGCAGACAGCAAACAUCAGUCUCGGACAAGUCUAAAACAUUUUGUUUCAAAGCUUAGACUGGAGAAACUUCUCUGGAGCCAUAAUUGGUCAGGUUACAACCCCAAACCACAAAGCAGCUGCCAUCAGGUGCUCGUUGGCCUGUCAAUGGUUUAAGAGUUCAGCAAGCCUCUGUGACCACCAGUGACAAAAAUCUCAUUUCGUAACCGUGUCUCGCGAGGAUUUCGUCGGUGGAUCAGUGCUGGAUGCAAGUCAUGCCAAAUUAGUCCGGGAGGAAGGGGAAUUUAUGUGGAUCAAAGCAAUGAGUGUUUGAUUUUCUUUUUGAAUCAUCAGGAGUGUAUUGUUCGUAGAAUUGGUAGGCGACCAUGCACAGAAUGAAUGGAUCCCCCAAAAUGGGGACAAGGGUACAAUGUCCAGGGAGCCCAAAGAUGGGCAGGGAGAGGAGCAGGACUCCACCAAAUCCAAUGAAAGGGCAACCAAUGAGUAGCCCAAAACUGGGGCGAUCAACAAAGGCACAUAGUUUAGGAAAUAUCCACGCCAACCAUGAACUGAGCAUUGCAGAGCCUCCGCCCCCUUUGCAGCAUGCUUCAUCAGGACCCAUUCAUGUUAGCUCACACAUUCAUGCACCGCGACCGCAUAAAGCACCGAUGGUGAUGGACCCUAGUGAAACAAUGCCACAUCCAUUAGAUAUCAAGUUAAUGUCAGGAGGCCCACCGAAGGCAGGCGAUGUGACACAUGUCGGUGCUACAAGGAUUCACAGUUUGGGGUAUGGGACAGGAAGCGAUAGCAGCAGAAGUGGCACUCCACCUCAUUGCUUUGACAAUCCUAUGGAAGACAAGGAAGAGAUGAGGCUUAGAGAGCUGGAGGAAGCAAGGGCCAGAGCAGCACAGAUGGAGAAGACAAUGCGAUGGUGGUCAGACUGUACAGCAAACUGGAGGGAGAAGUGGGGUAAGGUUCGUGCUGAGCGUAACAAAGCCAGAGAAGAGGUCAGGCAGCUACGACUCAAGCUAGAAGCAACCAUGAAAGAAGCGAUAUCACUAAAGCGAGAGAAACAUGGACUUCUUGUAGACAAUGAGCAGUUGCGCCUUAAAAUCAAACAAAGCAGUGGAGGAGACGUUGAAGCCUCCCCUCUAGACAAUGUGAACCAUGCCAGUGAUCUACCCGAGAGGGAUGUUGGUGUGAUACAGCUUCCGCAAGACCUAGCUCCGCCACAGGGAGUGGACUUUGUCUCACAGCUCAUGGAGUCACAAGAUUUGCCAUCGCAGGAAGUGACCCUCUGUGACACCAUGAGCCAGACUGAUCUUCCAAUCUGCAGACCCAUGGAGAUCCAGACCUCUCCUGGAUGGGGUCCUGAUGAGACUUCAAGCACCAUAAUGGGUAAUGGCUCCUUCAUCAUGGGCGGUGGGCUCCAUGAUUUAAACCUGGACAGCAGGAGAGGAAGCCAGGGCUCCUCAUCCCACGGCUCCAGGGAUAGCCCAAGCAGGAGAGGUAAGACCAAAGAGAUGCCAUCACCAUCGGAAGAGAAGGCUGAACAGAGGGCUUUCAUGCUGCAGAUGAAACUAGAUGAGGCUUCCAAGACCAUCCAGGUGGAGAGGCAAGAGAAGGACACCCUUCAUCAAGCCAUUAACAAGUUAGAACAAGAGGUAUCAUCUCUGAAGAUCAGAACAUCGGAUCUUCAAGAGGCAAAGGACACUGCAAUCAGGGAGGUGCAACUAUUGAAGACAUCUCAUCAACAGGAGAUAGGUAGAAUCAUUAAUGACCUUGAAGAUGAAGCCAGCUCUAGGAAUCACAUGGAUAAGAGACUAGGUGCACUACGGAAAGAGCUUGAGAGGCUCCAGGCGGAGAAUGCAGCAGAAUGGGGCAAGAGGGAGCGCCUGGAGACUGAGAAGCUGAACCUGGAGCGGGAGAACAAGAAGCAGAGAUCCGAGAUUGAGGAUCUUAGGGAGACCAUCUCCAUCAGGAGCAAACAGACCACCAUGGAGAUGGAGAAUACUAUUAAGAACACACAGGAGGAUCUCAAAGCUAAGUCUGCGGAGCUGACAGAACUGAAGCACAGUCAUAACAAGAUGAAGAAGCUGCUAGCUGACAAACUGGCUGAGCUAGACCACACCACCACCAGAUGUCAACAACAUGAAGAAGAUGUCAAGAAACUUAGAAUAAGAGUGGAUGAACUGAAGAGAGAUCUUGCAAGGAGAGAGGAUGAGGUCGAUGAAAGAAUAAACUUUGUGAAGAAAAUUCAGAGGAACCUGGACGAGACGCUACAACAGAAUGAAAACCUCACCCUUCAAAUAGAUCAUCUACAAAACAGACUACGUACUCAGACUUCAAAUCUUACUAUUGCCAAGAAGAGAAUGUCAACUCUGAAGAGGAAUGAUAAUAAAAGCGAUACCGAGUCCUGUUCUGACUGAUCAAGAAGUGGAUUGUACUCAGAGGAUCAUGUUUGGAUCUGUACGAUAAUCACUGCAUUUGAAAGUGACUCUUCUCACUAAGGAUUUGGUAUCCACCCUAUCAAACCAAAUAUCUCUAGGCAAUUUUUUUUUAUCCCCAGGACAACUGGUACGUUAAGUAGCAAAUCUUAGUAAAGCCAGCCCUGAAACAGGAACCUGUGCAUUAUUUGAUAUAUUAUUUGAAUGGUGAUAGUUAUUUCUAAGAAGCAAAUCCUCAGGGGUGGAUACAUGCAGCAGUCAUGUUUAAGCACCCUGAAUAAUGAAAGUCUGGACAAGUUUUCAGCAGUUAUCACUCACUUAGCGUCAUUUGCUUACUAUUCUCAUUUCAGUAUUGUAAAAAUCAAUUAGGAAUGAAGGACAGCCACUGUGAAAUAUGCUAAGCCAGAUUUCUGCCUGGAAUCAAUUCCAGAGAUAGUAUUGCUUUCAUUUUAAUUAGCAUUCAAUUCUGACAAGUGUCAUGUUUGUAUCAAUGAAGUUCUCUGUUUUACUAGUCAGUUUAAAAGAAACUAGACUGCAGAUUAGAAACUCAAUGGUUUUUAGUCUGCUAAAUGUGUUUUUUUAUCCUUUUGAUUUCUGUUGAAGGAAGGUAAUUAUCUAGUAUAAACAAUGACUUUCAGUAUCAAACAUU
Messenger RNA from Lytechinus variegatus (green sea urchin), 3080 nucleotides. Its product is annotated as coiled-coil domain-containing protein 102A-like. Gene Ontology annotation, cellular component: myosin complex. The record is from RefSeq and is a predicted model, not a curated record. Bases 371 to 2413 code for a protein of 680 amino acids. Lineage: Eukaryota; Metazoa; Echinodermata; Echinoidea; Temnopleuroida; Toxopneustidae. The transcript has 8 exons.